Molecule: messenger RNA, 3042 nt
Organism: Cloeon dipterum
Lineage: Eukaryota; Metazoa; Arthropoda; Insecta; Ephemeroptera; Baetidae
Product: MAM domain-containing glycosylphosphatidylinositol anchor protein 1-like
Exons: 8
Coding region: 197-1987 (596 amino acids)
Biological process (GO): cell-cell adhesion
Cellular component (GO): plasma membrane; cell-cell junction
Molecular function (GO): cell adhesion molecule binding
Source: RefSeq, a predicted model, not a curated record
GCCGAGAGCCAGUUUAUCGCACACCUCCACCAGCAGCGGGUCUUUUCGCGGCAAUGCCCAGCCUCAGCUCGUCGAUUCCGACUGCAAAUCUCUGCUGACUCGUCCGCGCUGCACUUUUCGCCGCUCGGAAAUGCAAGCUCACUAGAAAUUGGACUCUUUCGUUGACGUUUCGCUUUAUCUCCGGGGAAAUUUAACGAUGUGUUCGCCACCGUCGCUCAUCUUCUCCGCACUGCUCCUCGUCAGUUUCAUCCAAAGUCAUUCCGGGCUGACGUCUCACUCGCUCCGCCACCACGGUUCAGCGACUCACGCGACGCCCGGGGAUGGCAACAGCCGUCCAGAGCUGGUGGUGCGUCUGCACGAAGAGGUGGUGCUGGCGUGUGACUCGAACCGGGUGCUCGCCUGGAAGCACAACGGCAAAAGUGUCCAGCACAGCGCUGCCUACCGCGUCACGGCCAACACGCUGCGCAUAAUGAAGGUCACCAAUCAAGACGAGGGGCCCUGGCAGUGCGAGGAGCUUGAUGCCAAGUCGCGGGUGCUCGUUGCAACUAGGGCCGUCUGGAUCGUCGUCAUGGAGAUACCAAAGGGCGCCUUCCUCAGCUUUGACGGCAAAAGAGCUUCAGGGUGGCUGAACAUGAAAGAGGGCGCCCCGCUGAAGGGCCGUUGCCUGAUGGACGGUGGGAAACCGGCGCCUACUGCUUACGACUGGUGGCUAGAGAGCCCAGACGGCGAGCAGGAGAGUCUGGCCAACUUCUCCACAGGCGCAGAUUUGGCCAUCGACAAGAUUUUGCGUGACAUGCACAACGGGACAAUCAUCUGCAGCGUCAGCCACGUCGCCCUGGACAACCCCAUGAACACUUCCGCCAAAGUCAAUAUUACAUAUAGCCCCUCGUUCGCCAUAAGCCGGAUUCCAGGCUUCGGUUUUCCACUGCGAGAGGGCUUGGCAGUGUCGCUCAAGUGCGAUGUCGAUUCCAACCCGCCUUCGCGGCCGAUCUGGAUGAAAGACGACGGAGACCCUCCCGUGGAGCAAAGCCCAGACGGAUACCUAAACUUUUCCUCGAUCAGCAGGGAGCACAUCGGCUGGUACAAAUGUUCUGCUGAAUACGAUUCGAGCACUUACGCCUCAAGUGGCUUGUUCAUCAACGUGAGAUACGAGGAGGUUUUCACCAAACAACCCCCGCGCCAGGUGGAGGUGGCCCUCGGCGGCGGCGUGACCCUGGACUGCGGGGACAGUGGGGUCAGCACCACGGGGCCUAACUGCUGGGGCCGACUCAGCGGCAACCGGCUGGAGGCUGUGGGGGCAGGGCCUCAGCUGCGUCUGGACAGCGUCCUCUACCAGGAGGCCGGUGCCUACAGAUGCGUCGCCCCUGAAAAGCCAGAUCCGCUCGUGGCCGAACGCAAAGCCAUGCUCACCCCGCCGCAGGACAUCGAACUGGUCGUCACAGGUCAGCCAGUGGUAUACCCGAUUAGAAGAAACCUGACCGCAGUCGGCGGUAGCCAGUUGUCACUGUCGGUCGAGUUCUGCGCCAACCCCGAGGCCACUCACGCCUUCUGGCUCACGCCGACCGUUGCGCUGCGUCCCGGCCAGGAGGGCGGAGGCUACAUCGCACAAAACGUCACGGAAGGAGACUCGGCGCACUGCCGACGGGCCGCUCUGACCAUCCCCGGCGUUUACCUGGAGCACGCUGGCGAGUACCUGUUCGUGGUACGCAGUCCGCGGGGCAUGGCCGACGGCAUGGUGCUGUUGAACGUGACGCGCGGCGCCAGCUACUACAGCACCAAGCGCGCGUGGAGCAACAGCCACUCGAAGACGGUGGUGGUCGUGCCGAAGCCGCCGCCCAGCAUCGAGGAUAACGUGCAGGACGAGCCGCGGCCAGAGGUCACGACCGAGGCCGAACUCGUGGAGGCGGCCGCGGGUGCUGGCUCCGCGGGUGCGGCGACCGGGCAGCUACUGAUGCUGCUGCUGCUCGCGAGUGUCGUGUCCAUGUAGAGCCAAAUCAAAAUCUUUUUGUAUAGCUCCGAGUUUGUUACUGGCCUAAUUGUUAAGAUUGAUGACUCUCUUAAUGUGAUAUUACUUGUAAAGCGGUCCCGGGGAGCGAGUCCUUGAGUCCCACAGGAAGCAGGAGUGCGUGUGUACAAUGGCGGGUUUUUGAAACGAUCGUUAUUUUUGUGGCUGUUGCGCACCGCUCUUGAAAACAGUCUGAUUGGACGCAAGAUAGAAAGGCCGACCCUUACGUUUUAAUUGGUAAAUUGUAGAGCUGGAAAAACGGAACGUUUAAAAAAGCAGGAACUUUUUUAUGUGUUAAAGCAGUGUAACAAAAACAUUAACAGCAUUUCUCAUCGUAAAGUUAAAUAAAACGCAAUGUUAGCUGAUGAAAACUUAAACGAUGCUUUGGAAUAUAAUCGCAGAGCAUUCCGUCGGUGGAAUCAUGUUUUAUCGGAGCUACUUUUGUCCAUGUGUGAGUGUGUAAUAAGCGUGUGGGCGUUUCAGCGCUAUGGCGAGUUUGAAAUGAGUAAAAGUGAAUAAUAACUCUGUGCGGUACCACAGAGCAAAGAACUCUUAUUUCACGUGGUCGCACUUACUUUAUAUACGCGAGGUUCUAUAUCUGCCAAGCUGGUGUUUAACUUUCAUAAAUCCUUUUCUCUCUGUCUCCUCCCUGGCCACCGCCACCGCAGCCGCGAAGCCAAAUAAAAGAUUUGCAUACGCGCGAGAGCAGUGGCCCUUUUAUAUUUUCAUGUGCGUCCAACAAGUGUUAUUUGGAUAUACUUUAAAGUUGGCAUUUUAUAUUUCAUGUAAAAUGUGUGAAACGUUAAAGUUGAGCUGAGACGCUCUUAAUUAUCGUGAUUCCGAGGAAAGAUGAAAUUAAAAUUUUAUCCAAACAAUCUUUAUUCUGCUGUGUCAACCUACAGUGUGUAUUCAGUAUUAUGGCAAUUUACAGAGAUGUUUCCUGUGUUGGCAUGCAUAUAAUAAUUGUUUAAUUUACUGUGCACCCCUCUAAAGAUAUCAAAUAAAAUAAUCAUUGUGUAUACUCUGUUAAAAGCAUU